This is a messenger RNA of Quercus robur (English oak), 2247 nucleotides long. Its product is annotated as aldehyde dehydrogenase family 2 member B4, mitochondrial. The record is from RefSeq and is a predicted model, not a curated record. The transcript has 11 exons. NCBI's taxonomy places the organism in Eukaryota, Viridiplantae, Streptophyta, Magnoliopsida, Fagales, Fagaceae. Gene Ontology annotation, molecular function: aldehyde dehydrogenase (NAD+) activity. The coding region runs from base 163 to 1788 and encodes 541 amino acids.
AUUCACAUUUCUGGCUCGGAGUGAGAGAGAGUGCUACAUGUGACAAUACAUGAGUGUGAGCUCUCUGCCAACUUGAGCAUAAAAACAGAGCACACUCUGUUUUCUUAUCAUAAAAAAAAAAAAAAAAGGAAGGAAAGAACUUUGAGGUAAUUCUGUGUGGCCAUGGCAGCUCGCAGACUCUCCUCCUUGCUUUAUCGCUCUCUUGCUGCUUCUUCUUCAUCUGGGUCUGCUUCUCUGCUUUCCUCUCUAGGAAGAAGUUCUGGCUGUGGGAGAAGCAUCCACAGGUUUAGCACAGCUGCAGCAGCUGAGGAAUUAAUCAUUCCACCUGUUCAGAUAAAUUACACUCAGAAUCUGAUUAAUGGGCAAUUUGUAGAUGCUGUAUCAGGAAAAACAUUUCCAACUUAUGACCCUCGUACUGGGGAAGUGAUUGCUCAUAUUGCUGAAGGUGAUGCAGAAGAUAUCAACCGUGCUGUAGCCGCUGCCCGCAAGGCAUUUGAUGAGGGACCAUGGCCAAGGAUGACCGCUUAUGAAAGAUCAAGGAUAUUGUUGCGCUUUGCCGAUUUGGUUGAGAAACACAGUGAUGAGCUUGCUGCUCUAGAGACAUGGAACAAUGGGAAGCCUUAUGAACAAGCAGCCAAAUCUGAAUUACCACUGUUUAUACGGCUAUUUCACUACUAUGCUGGCUGGGCAGAUAAAAUCCAUGGACUAACAGUUCCGGCUGAUGGAGAUUAUCAUGUGCAAACAUUGCAUGAACCAAUUGGAGUCGCAGGGCAAAUCAUUCCCUGGAACUUUCCUCUUGUCAUGUUUGCUUGGAAAGUUGGGCCUGCUCUAGCAUGUGGUAAUACCAUUGUCCUAAAGACAGCAGAGCAAACACCAUUGACAGCACUCUUUGUGGCAAAGCUAUUCCAUGAGGCCGGUCUUCCUCCAGGUGUUCUAAAUAUAGUUUCUGGCUUUGGUCCGACUGCUGGUGCAGCACUUGCCAGCCAUAUGGACGUGGAUAAGCUAGCUUUCACAGGAUCAACUGAUACUGGAAAGAUUGUACUUGAAUUGGCUGCAAGAAGCAAUCUUAAGCCAGUAACACUAGAGCUAGGAGGGAAAUCACCAUUCAUAGUAUGUGAGGAUGCUGAUGUUGAUAAGGCUGUGGAGCUUGCACACUUUGCUCUAUUCUUUAAUCAGGGGCAAUGCUGCUGUGCUGGUUCUCGUACAUAUGUACAUGAACGUGUACAUGAUGAGUUCCUAGAGAAAGCAAAGGCACGUGCUGUGAGGCGUGUUGUUGGUGAUCCCUUCAAGAAGGGUGUGGAACAAGGUCCUCAGAUUGACACGGAGCAAUUUGAGAAAGUCCUUAGAUACAUAAGAGCUGGAAUCAAAAGCAAUGCCACCCUUGAAUGUGGAGGUGACAGAUUUGGCUCCAAAGGCUACUUCAUUCAGCCUACUGUCUUCUCAAAUGUUCAGGAUGAUAUGUUGAUAGCACAGGAUGAGAUCUUUGGCCCAGUGCAAUCUAUCUUCAAAUUCAAGGAUCUUGAUGAAGUAAUAAGAAGAGCGAAUGCAACACGCUAUGGUCUAGCUGCAGGAGUUUUUACGAAAAACUUGGACACUGCCAACACCUUGACCCGAGCUCUAAGAGCUGGUACUGUAUGGAUUAAUUGCUUUGAUGUGUUUGAUGCGGCGAUUCCUUUUGGUGGGUACAAGAUGAGCGGUAUAGGCAGGGAGAAGGGAAUCUACAGCCUUAAUAACUACUUGCAAGUCAAGGCUGUUAUUACUCCUCUGAACAAGGCAGCAUGGUUGUAAGUGUCUAAGUUCCGCCUUAUUGUAAUAGUCUCAUUUAUCCUAAAUAAAGGAGAGCAUACACAGGCCGGCUUGUAAAAAUGCAAAGAAAGUAUCAAUUUCCCCAAGAAAACUUGCUUGUUUGAACUUGACUGCCCCAAUGUUGCUGUUGCAUCUUUGUCAAAUCCUGGUGUUCAGUUGCCUAGAGUUGCUGCAUGACAUUUUGAGUGAUGAUGAUGAUGAUGUUAUUUUGUGCUAUCUUUCUCAUGUGAAUGGUGUUGCACCUCUUCUACCGAGUGUGAAAUUUAUCAUGUGGUUUAUCUUUAACCUGACUGCAGUUAUGGCUGACAUUUUUUGAGGCAAAUGCCAUUGACUCAUUGAUGUCAGGCUUAAGACAUUUAUUAAUCUUGCUUUCCAGUAAAAAUUGUACACAAGGGUUGUUUACAGUUCAAAAUGGAAAAUAAAGUACGCCUCGUUGGUGCA